AUGAACUUCCGCUCGUACGUGGAGGCUCUCAAGGCCGAGGGUGACAUUGCGGAAAUCAACGCGGAGAAGGACCCGAUCCUCGAGGUUAGCGCGAUCAUUCGUCGCUCGAACGAGCUCGAUGACAAAGCGCCGCUGUUCAACAACGUCAAGGGAGCCAAGAACGGACUCUUUCGCACUCUGGGAGGACCCAACUCGCACCGGCAAUCGUCCAAGGGCAAGUACGGGCGACUCGCGCGACACCUCGCCUUGCCUCCUGACGUCGGCAUGAAGCAGAUUCUUGACAAGAUGGUGGCGGCCAAGGACGCGCAGCCAAUUCCGCCUCGUGUGGUCACGACUGGCGCCUGUAAAGAGAACAAGCUUGUGGGCGAUGCGAUCGACCUCACUGCUCUUCCUGUGCCUCUCAUUCACAAGGACGACGGCGGCAAGUACAUCCAGACGUACGGCAUGCACAUCGUCCAGUCACCCGACGGAAAGUGGACGAAUUGGUCCAUUGCUCGCGCUAUGAUCUACGACAACAAGCAUCUCGUGGGCCUGGUUAUUGAGCCACAGCACAUAUGGCAGAUCCACCAGAUGUGGAAGAAGGAAGGGAAGGAUGUUCCGUGGGCCCUCUGCUUCGGUGUUCCUCCCGCCGCCAUCAUGGCUUCGAGCAUGCCUCUUCCAGAUGGUCUCACGGAGUCAAGUUACAUUGGCGCUCUGACUGGCCACGCCAUCGACGUCAUCAAGUGCGAGACGAACGACUUGCUCGUGCCUGCCAACUCGGAGAUUGUGUUUGAGGGUGUGCUGUCGGCAACCGAGACCGCACCGGAAGGUCCCUUCGGUGAGAUGCAUGGCUACGUGUUCCCAGGCGACUCCCACCAGUGCCCAAAUACAAUGAUCGGUCCUCUGGCGGCCGCGGAAAUUGGAUAUCUGUGCAAGCAGCAUGGGCUUCCGAUCAUCGACGCGCACUCGCCGUUGGUGUCGCAGGUGACGUGGGUCGUGCUCAAGGUGGACACGGCAAAGCUGCGAGCGAUGGGCACCGACUCGAAGACGUUCCGGAAGCAAGUCGGCGACCUCGUGUUCAACGAAAAGGCUGGAUACACCAUCCACCGCAUUGUGCUUGUGGGUGAUGACAUUGACGUGUUCGACGAAGCCGAUACCAUGUGGGCGUUCUCCACCCGCUGCCGUCCGUACGACGACGAGACGUUCUUCCCGGGUGGCGCUGGGCGACCACGGACAGCAUGGACAAGUUCAUUCGGACCCAAAGGUCCCAACGUUGACAUCCCUACUUCCCGGACGUGCGCGCCGACCGAGUACACGAACGGCCGGGAUUGGGUGGCUGCAAGCUUCAAGGAGAGUUACCCCGAAGAUGUGAAGAACAAGGUCCUGUUCGAGUGGAAGUGCAUGGGCUUCGAGACAUCGGACAAGUAG
Molecule: messenger RNA, 1407 nt
Organism: Phytophthora sojae
Lineage: Eukaryota; Oomycota; Peronosporomycetes; Peronosporales; Peronosporaceae
Exons: 3
Coding region: 1-1407 (468 amino acids)
Biological process (GO): ferulate metabolic process; cinnamic acid catabolic process
Cellular component (GO): cytoplasm
Molecular function (GO): carboxy-lyase activity
Source: RefSeq, a predicted model, not a curated record